Molecule: messenger RNA, 454 nt
Organism: Striga hermonthica
Lineage: Eukaryota; Viridiplantae; Streptophyta; Magnoliopsida; Lamiales; Orobanchaceae
Source: the annotation of a GenBank genome assembly
AUGGGUGAAUUCAAUGGGUUGCUGCUCCCAUACAAGCGAUACUACCUUACUGGGGCAAAGGUCCGACCAGAAACCCCAUUGUACCAGGUUGGGCCUUACGAGUUCAACUGGCUUCUGCAUAAAAAGACUUUAGUUGAAGAGUUCCAGGAAGAAAUGCCUCCUCAACUUCCAUGCCAAAUCGAAAUUCAUACAUUUGCAGACGUGCAUAAGUACGCGGAUACAGACAAUCCCAGGAACCUGCUUGGAGUUAUCGUCCAUGCUUUUCCAAUCAAAACCCUUGGCCAAAAAAACACAGUGCGAGACUUAGUCAUUGUGAAUGAAGAGGAGAAGCCGCUACUUUUGACUCUGUGGAAUCAAUUUGAAACGGAAGAUGAUGUCGGACAAAACUUGGCUAAUACAAUAGCAUCGGGAAAUAUUGUCUUAUCCAUGAGAAUAAAAGUUACCACGUUUAAUG